Molecule: messenger RNA, 3993 nt
Organism: Porites evermanni
Lineage: Eukaryota; Metazoa; Cnidaria; Anthozoa; Scleractinia; Poritidae
Source: the annotation of a GenBank genome assembly
AUGUCGUCUCCUACAGAUGAGGAAGUCCGUCGAUACAUAGAAGAAAUAGUGAAGGGUGUUACUAGCAUAGAGAAGAAACUGGAAAGUGAUGUUCGUGAUAUGUGCACGCUACUGUUACUACUAUUAGGAGACUGUAAAGAAAGAGUUCGAAAUAGAGAUGUACCUCAGAGACUGAAGGAAAGUUUUAAAGACAUCUAUGGAUGCCUAAAAUUGCAUCUGAAAUUCCACCUACGGGCUGUUGAAGUAAGGGAGCUCAAUACACUAGGCCAGCAGAUUGGAUUGACAGUGGAAGAACUAGAUGCACUUCCAGGGAAAGAAUGUGCCAUUGACCCUGGAAGCAAACUCUUGGAAAUUGUAAGUACCAUUUAUUUACUACGAAAUUUGAAAACUUUAGGUCAGGGCGGACUCAGUGUUACCUAGAAUUGACGGCAAUUUCGAUUGUGCGACGCUUGAAAUGGCCUGUCCAAAAUUUCUAUCCGGAUUUUACCUUAUGCCUCACGAGAUAAACAACUUGAAAUAUCGAGUAAACGCUGAAAUUGCAAAGACAUUUCUCCAGGUAGUUCUCUGCUUAAUACUUCAACCGUUCUUGUUAGACAAGUAACAGCUGGCACUCGUUGAAUUUAUGUUUUAGAUUCCUGAUAUUGUAAUCGAAACUCAGUUUACCUCAUUGUUGUAAUAGUUUGGAAGGCACUUCUAAAAGCCAAAAAAAACCAUGCAAAUCCUUCUUUUAGAAUUGUCGAAUGCUUGAUGUUUAGUAAUGGAAACGUUUCCGCAAUUCGGGGAAACAGUGUAAUUUAGGAGUGGAAAAUUUCCGCAUUACCUUGGUUCAGUACACGGUCUUGAAUUAUAAACGAAAACGGAAUCAACAGAACGCCUCUUGGCCAAAAGAGAGGGAUGAUAGCGCCAAUAUACAUACUUUAAAAGUUGGGAGCUUGUACAAGGAUUUGGGAUCAUUUGCGCUACGGUUGUAAAGAUCACUGAAACUGGUAAUCAAAAUCAAACACAUGGCCAUUGACGCAAAUCAGAAGUCUAACAAGAAGACCCCGCUAACGACGAGGAAAAUGCAAAUGUUAAGGUAGACGGAUUAUACAAAUACCGUAUAUCCAAAAAUGCUCACCACUACGAAAACGUGUUCUAUUUGAAAAAAAUGGGAAUUGAAUAAAUUAAAGUACAGUAAAAAGAGACAUUAAGCGACAAGGCGAAGGACUCAGUGUGCUUUAAUACAACAAAUUUGUUCAUAAUGAAACUAGUACAAAUCAACAAUAAAAUCGAACAGCAUUUCCGGGGUAUCGUCAUGACUCCAUUUUAAGUUCAAUGUACAGUAGUUAUUAUGUUUACUUAUGUAUUAUAUCUCAAUCUUCAGCCAAUCUUCAGCCAACUAUUUUUGACAGUUCAUUUCAGUCUCGGCAUUUUUGAACUUGAAAAUUAAAUCAUGACGAAACCGAAACGUCUGAGUUAUUAACCAAGCGGUGAAGUUAGGAAGGCGGGAUAUUGGCCAAAUUAUCAUGGGUUUUUAUGGACAGACAUGAAGUGGAUGUCCAUAAAAGCAAAAAAAGAGAGGGGAAGGGAGAGAGAACAGGAUCAGUAUUCAACUAUCCUGACUGAACGGAAGGUUGACCGCACCGAACCGAAGCUUAUUUAUUCAUCAUAUAGCAACACAAAAUCUCUUCUUGUGGAACUAAGCCGGCAAUCCCGAGGAGCGGUCAAGAUAGGCCCAGCUGGGUAGGCAAUAAAAAUAGGGCAUUCCAAACAUUUGGAUAUUUUUCUCCUUCAAAUAUUUUACCUGACUGAAGAAGUUGCCUUUUCCUUUGGUAGCUUUCUGAUGUGUGAUCUGCAUUGCAAAAAAGAAUUAUCAACAUAUCCGUGGCUACAGUUCCGCUUGAAAAAACUCACGAAAGUCAAAUCAAUGAUGACUAAAAGAAUUAAAGAGCAGAUUCCAGACCGUAGUUCCACUGAAAAUAAACUGGACAGGCUAGGAAAGCGCGAUUAGCCUACCAUAUUCAAGGAUUUAGUAUUCUGGGCCCAGUUCGAUGCCGAUUAGCGCUAAUCCAGGAUUAAAAUAUAAUUUUGUUCCGUUUUAGCGUUCUACCUUCCUAUGUCAAUUAUUUAGGUAACAUUUUGUCUUCUACUAUUACUGCAUCCGUCAGAGUAAAGGCUCAACAGCAUUUUGUAAGCUCGAGUUGCAUACCAUAUUUGUAGGAACCGGGCCCGGGACUGCUCAAAUGCUUAGGAGCCUGAGUGAACUAGAGAUUUAAGAUAUUCAACUCAUUAAGGUGUUUCGAUACACUUUUUCAGAGGCCAUACGGAUAUUUUUCAAUCGCCUUAAAAGUGUUUUUUUCCUUGUCAGAUCGCUAUAAAAUUUUUACCAGUAACUGGCUAUGGAUUGAGAUUUGUGAAAAUGUAGUUUUAAGUAAAAUCGAUAUUACUAUGACAACAAUAAACAAAAAACUUUGAAAUUGAUAAAAGCCAAAUUUUGUGUGAUCUAGACCUGCUACUGAAAAUCCAACACUAGGAACUUAAAGUUUGGUGUUUAGCAAACAAUCUCCGAAAGAAGUAAAAAAUUCUGUAUGUUUGAAUUCGACUAAAACGAAAAUAUAUUUCAAACCUUAAAUUUUCAAUAGCGGUGAUAGAUUAUUUAAUGAAAACGUUAUAAAUGACUCAAAUUAUUCUUAAGUAGCGUAAGAAUGAUGCUUAAUAUCAUAUUUUGAUGCUAGGAAAUUUUGGUGUACUUUCGUUCAUGCGAUCUUGAAAUCUAACCCGUUUUCUCACCACCUGUAUAAGUGCAACUUCAUUCAGAAUUUGGACUUUUAGCGCUUUCUUGUAUAUCUCCAAAACGACUCGAACGAAUUUUUUUUAAAAUCUCUUCACAUAAUCUUCAUAAUGUAUAUAAAAAUGUCUGUAACUUUCAUUAAGAUUGAUUCACUGCAACACCUUGAAAUUUCAAGAGAAACCUAUCCUACGAACCAGUCAAAAAUCUGCGUUACAAUAUUCACUGUUUUGACGUUAUGCUAAUUUUUCCAAAUUAAUACGGACAAUACAUAUAUCCAUGACUAGUACAUUUCAGUGUGAGUAUUGUCAAUGUUUUACAUUCAAAAGAUGCGAUAAAUUCAAACUAAAAUGUACUAGUCAUGGAGGUAUGUAUUAUAAUUCAUUGUAUGGCCACAAAGGUGAAUAUUAUUCAUAAAUUGAACUAGAACAUUGUACUCACUGAUAAAACAAUAAUGGCCAACUUUUAUAUUUGUAUAAUUCCAGUUAAGUGACAUAGCAGAAUGUUCUGAUGGUCCAAAGGGCAGCGAAAGUCAUGCUAACGCUGUGAUGACUCAGGCAAAAGAUUGGUUAAGUAGACUUGGACAAAAGAACACAUUCAAACCCAAGGUCUUGGCGCGGGUGUCCCGUAAUGGCGAAUGGUUUGUUGGAUCAUCAGUGGCAGUGAGUCACUUCUUAAGACCCCUCUGUUUGUACAACAGAAUUUGUGAUUUUAAACAAAGCCUCAAGAAAGCAGUUAUAUUCUUUCAGCCUCUGGAAACUGAACAUAAAGUCCUCUGGAAUUCCACAGCAUUUUGGUUUACGGCCGGAUAUAAAACCGAAAAACCUCCUUGUCAAAACUGCAAGUUUAUGUUCAAGAACUUAUCAGGUUUCCCAGGUGGGACAGAUAAUUUGGGACAGGAAGGUGCAAGUGCCAACACCGUAGGGGGGACAUUUUUGGCGGCAUGUGGUGAGUAUCCUCCUAUAAACAAGUGUCUUCCAGAUGAUGCAGAGUCUUCUUUGGAGGAUAAGCCUGAUAACGAAGCGGUGUAUGUUGCCCUGAGAAGAUUCCGGAAUAAUUGUACAUUAUUUUUUGAAAACUUUGAGAAAAUUGCUUCAAAAUGCUUCAGAGCUUAUGAAUCUAAAGAUGUCAAACGUCUGAAAAAUGUGUACUAUACGCAUGUAAAACGUAGAAUACACAUUUUUGGAAUAAAACCAGAAUGUAAUGGUAGUUUGAAAAAAACAUGA